AUAAUGUGGUAAAUACAUAAGCAAAAAGUACCAUAGUAGUUUAUUUUCAUUAUCAAGUAUUAUGUACUGUGCAUAAUUGUACCUGUUAUACUUCUAUAUGAAUGGCAGUGCAGGUUUGUUCACACCAGCAUCACCACAAACACAUGAAUAAUGCAUUGUGCUAUGACUUUAAGAUGGCUGUGAUGUCACUAGACCACUAGGUGAUAGACAUUUUUUUAGCUCUAUUAUAACCUUAUGGGACCACCAUUGUAUAUUCAGUCUGUCAUUGACCAAAACAUGUUUAUUUGGCACAUGACUGUAUUUAUAGAAUUGUUGCAAGUGUGUGACCUGAAACUAACUGUAGUGGUCCACUGACUUUUGGAAAGGAUUCUUAGAAUCUGUAUGAUUUUCACCUCUGUAGUGUUUAUUUACAUGAACCAGCUCACAUGCCAACAAAUGCAUCAAAAAGCCUGCUUUUCCUGAUGGGGAGACUAUCAUCACUUAUUUCAUCAGAUUGUACCAGUAAAAAUUUAAGUUUAAACAACCAAACACUGAGAGUGGAACCAGGAGAAGUGAAUUCUCACUCCAAGGGCAAAGGCUUUCCACCUGGUACCACCUUCCCAAAUGGAGCCAGUGAGUGGGCAUUCCAAGGCGCCCAGCACCAUAUUAAUUGAGAAUGGAACUUACGUUUCAUUUUCAGGAAACUUCAUGGUGUUAUGGUCAACUUGCCGCACAACCGUGUUCAAAUCUGUCACCAACAGGUUCAUUAAAAACCUGGCCUGCUCGGGGAUUUGUGCCAGCCUGGUCUGUGUGCCCUUCGACAUCAUCCUCAGCACCAGUCCUCACUGUUGCUGGUGGAUCUACACCAUGCUCUUCUGCAAGGUCGUCAAAUUUUUGCACAAAGUAUUCUGCUCUGUGACCAUCCUCAGCUUCCCUGCUAUUGCUUUGGACAGGUACUACUCAGUCCUCUAUCCACUGGAGAGGAAAAUAUCUGAUGCCAAGUCCCGUGAACUGGUGAUGUACAUCUGGGCCCAUGCAGUGGUGGCCAGUGUCCCUGUGUUUGCAGUAACCAAUGUGGCUGACAUCUAUGCCACGUCCACCUGCACGGAAGUCUGGAGCAACUCCUUGGGCCACCUGGUGUACGUUCUGGUGUAUAACAUCACCACGGUCAUUGUGCCUGUGGUGGUGGUGUUCCUCUUCUUGAUACUGAUCCGACGGGCCCUGAGUGCCAGCCAGAAGAAGAAGGUCAUCAUAGCAGCGCUCCGGACCCCACAGAACACCAUCUCUAUUCCCUAUGCCUCCCAGCGGGAGGCCGAGCUGCACGCCACCCUGCUCUCCAUGGUGAUGGUCUUCAUCUUGUGUAGCGUGCCCUAUGCCACCCUGGUCGUCUACCAGACUGUGCUCAAUGUCCCUGACACUUCCGUCUUCUUGCUGCUCACUGCUGUUUGGCUGCCCAAAGUCUCCCUGCUGGCAAACCCUGUUCUCUUUCUUACUGUGAACAAAUCUGUCCGCAAGUGCUUGAUAGGGACCCUGGUGCAACUACACCACCGGUACAGUCGCCGUAAUGUGGUCAGUACAGGGAGUGGCAUGGCUGAGGCCAGCCUGGAACCCAGCAUACGCUCGGGUAGCCAGCUCCUGGAGAUGUUCCACAUUGGGCAGCAGCAGAUCUUUAAGCCCACAGAGGAUGAGGAAGAGAGUGAGGCCAAGUACAUUGGCUCAGCUGACUUCCAGGCCAAGGAGAUAUUUAGCACCUGCCUGGAGGGAGAGCAGGGGCCACAGUUUGCGCCCUCUGCCCCACCCCUGAGCACAGUGGACUCUGUAUCCCAGGUGGCACCGGCAGCCCCUGUGGAACCUGAAACAUUCCCUGAUAAGUAUUCCCUGCAGUUUGGCUUUGGGCCUUUUGAGUUGCCUCCUCAGUGGCUCUCAGAGACCCGAAACAGCAAGAAGCGGCUGCUUCCCCCCUUGGGCAACACCCCAGAAGAGCUGAUCCAGACAAAGGUGCCCAAGGUAGGCAGGGUGGAGCGGAAGAUGAGCAGAAACAAUAAAGUGAGCAUUUUUCCAAAGGUGGAUUCCUAGCAAGGAUUGUAAAUUCUUGGAAGCAACGGGGAGCUUCCAUAUUCCCACCAGAGUGUGGGAAUGCUGUGGCCAUGUGAUUGUAUGAUCUCCUUGCAACUCAGUGUGAGUUGAUUCCUCCAAUAUGGGCCAGAUGCUUUUGAAUGAUAGGGAAAUCUACAUAAAAUCCAGUGUCCUCUUUAUUGAGGGAGUAUAUGUAUCCAUCUCAGUGAUCCAUGUCCUUAGUGAAGUCCACAUUAUUCUCUGUGGGGACAAGAGCUGGGCAGUUUUGAAUGGGUCUUGAGGUGGGUACCCCAUGUGCACUUUCUGAGGAUGCCUCACUUCCCUGGGCUCUGCAGAGAACACACAGAGAGAAGACUUUCAGAGCUCACAGGAGCAGGGAGCAGGAGCACUCUAAGGGAAUUCCAAGAUCAUGAUGGAGCAUGGUGGCUCCAGAGAAAAUGCCUGUUUGAUGAACUUAAACAUGUCAAACAUUUUCUGUUGAGAAGGUAGGGAUUUGGUGUCUUACACUGUUUCUCUGGAAGCCCCAGUCAUAUGACUCACUGUUUCUCCUGAUACCCUUCGUCCCUUUCAUUGGGAUGUAGGUAAGGAAUGACGAUUCCUCACCUAUGGUACACAUGGCGAUAGAUGUGCCCGGGAGUAAGGGAGAUAUUUUGUCCUUGAUAAUUCUGAUUUUCCCUUGGCAUCACCAACGCCUCAGAGAGAUACACCUGCACCCUCCAGUCAGGGUCAGUGUUGGCUGGAAAACACUGAAAAGUCUUCGCUCUGUCUUUCACCUUAAAUUGUGUUUUCUCAACAAAUGAGAGAGAAGCUUACGGGGGAGAUGCCUGAGAGAUGCCUAUGGCGCUGUAGUUUUUUUUUCUUCCCUAUGAUCUCACAUGAAAGGUGCUAUGUAACAACCAGUAUGAGUCAAAUAUAUUGAAAAAAUCAUCUUAUGCAAACUUUAGGAAUUAAAAGGUAUUUUUAAAAUGGAGAGUUAGUGUAAGCUGGGUCCUUUGGAAACAUCAAACUGAAAAGGCCUGAUUUGGAAAGGUGACUCUGCCCAAAAGGUUGGCAAGAAUCUGACAAAGAUGGUUUCCUUCCGAGGAAGACUCCGGAACUCAGGUGUGGCCAGUCUCCUUUUCAGUCUGUUUGUACAGCUGCGGUUCUCUCUUAAUUUUGGACACAGAGGAGGAACAGAACAGGGAGAAAUAAUCAUUGUAGAGUGCCAAGGCAACAUCUGACCCAGAUGAGCUCUUCACUUCCUCCUUCCCUGUCGUUGUAGAGCCAGACUGGGUAGAAGAGGGAGGGCAGUGUCCUCAACUCAUCAGCCUCACAAGCAAUUUGGGACCCCUCUGGGGUGGAUUUCACCAGGUUGAAUUAGAACCGCAGAUAAUACUUCCCUGUUAGUGAGGACAAACCAAGCGCCAGCUCUGCCCUUUUCUCUAGAGUGUUGUGUUCUUGCUCUUGGUACUUACAGGAGCUAGUCUGGUGCCUUGAGCAAGCUUGAAGGGAAGUGGGUGUCCUCACCAGCAAACUUCCACAUCUCAACUCGUGCCCUCUUUUGGCCACACUGGCCCCGUCUCUUGGAGGGAGCCCAGACCCUGUAGGGAGUUUUGUUUUCCUUUCUUCUCUUGGGUGUGGUGUCUUGUGUUUCUGAAUGUGAACCCAAAGACCCUACCCCUGGAGAGGAAGCACCUUCCUCUUUGUGUUGGUCUCCUCAUAGCACUGUUUGCUCACAGCAGAAACGGGGCUGCCACAGCCUCCUGCGGCUCUGCUGCCUUCUGGGCCCUGCGUGCAUGGCAUCUAUAGCUCCUUGCCCUGAUAGUCAAUGCUGUGGCCCUUCAAGCUUGUCUUUCAAAGCUUUCACAAUCAUUACAACUUUUAUCAAGGGGAAUAAUAAUCUCUAGGAAAAUUAUGUCCACUUUAGGAGAAUCUGUCAAGUGUAGCCACUUUGGUGUUGUUCUGAUAAUAUACUGUAUAUGUACAACUUAAUAAAUUUUGAUGAGGCAGAAUCUGGUUGGGUAUGUUUCUUAUAUAUGUUUGAAGCAGAUGGCUGACUACUAACAGGUCAUUGCCAGGUGUAUUUCUAUACUCUUUGAAGAAUAACAUUUUAAUAAAAAAUUGAAAAGCAGUUUCUGAACUCAA
Homo sapiens (human) is the source of this 4179-nucleotide messenger RNA. RefSeq names its product G protein-coupled receptor 176 (gene GPR176). Lineage: Eukaryota; Metazoa; Chordata; Mammalia; Primates; Hominidae. The record is from RefSeq and is a predicted model, not a curated record. Gene Ontology annotation, cellular component: plasma membrane; synapse; membrane. The transcript has 5 exons. Gene Ontology annotation, biological process: cell communication; circadian behavior; G protein-coupled receptor signaling pathway. Bases 604 to 2055 code for a protein of 483 amino acids. Gene Ontology annotation, molecular function: G protein-coupled receptor activity.